Molecule: messenger RNA, 2231 nt
Organism: Mangifera indica (mango)
Lineage: Eukaryota; Viridiplantae; Streptophyta; Magnoliopsida; Sapindales; Anacardiaceae
Product: monodehydroascorbate reductase 4, peroxisomal-like
Exons: 8
Coding region: 529-1962 (477 amino acids)
Cellular component (GO): cytoplasm
Molecular function (GO): oxidoreductase activity, acting on NAD(P)H; flavin adenine dinucleotide binding
Source: RefSeq, a predicted model, not a curated record
GAAAGAGGCUGCCUCAUCCACAAACACAAAUUUUGUCUCUCACUCCUCACACUCAAAAUCUUCCAAAAAUUUUUUAUAUUUUAUUUUAUAACUUUUUUUCAUCGAAUUCUUCAGCCACCAAAAUCCCCUACUUCAUCUUCACGACCAUCACAUUUCCCAAUAGAAAAUCUAAUAUCUUCAAGUAGCCGAGUCCACCACCAACUGGCCCCACCUUUAUUACCAUAUUAAACUAAUUCUAAAUCAGUUUACAUAAUCACAACCGUCCAGUUUCCCAUCAGCGGUGAUUAUUGUGCCGAGCGUUGGAGACGCGUCAUAGGGAAGAAGCAGAGAGAGCUCAAAAGGGGUAAAAUCGUAAAAAUAUAUUUCCAAGGGCUGAUGAUGGCCAUUUGUUAUCGGGAAACUCAAUUGUUUGAAAGCAAAGUUAUAUAUAAGAAGAAUAAGGGAGAUUACCCAGAGGAAGAGAGGGUACUCAGAGAAUGGGAAGAGCAUUUGUGUAUGUAAUUCUUGGAGGAGGAGUAGCAGCUGGAUAUGCAGCUCUUGAAUUCACGAAGCGAGGAGUUUCUCCGGGUGAACUCUGCAUCAUUUCGGAGGAAACCUGUAGAGACAACUGACAAGGCUUGGGAAGGGAAACGAAAUGAGGUUGCACCAUAUGAGAGACCUGCGUUAAGCAAAGGUUAUUUACUUCCAGAGUCUGCUGCACGCCUUCCAUCAUUUCACACUUGUGUUGGUGCCAAUGAUGAAAGGUUAACACCAAAAUGGUACAAGGAACAUGGAAUUGAGCUGGUUCUUGGAACUAGCGUUAAGUCUGCUGAUGUGAGGCGUCAGACUUUAUUAACUGCGGCUGGAGAGACUAUAAGUUAUAAGAUCCUCAUUGUUGCAACAGGUGCCCGGGCUCUGAGGCUUGAGGAAUUUGGUGUGAGUGGAUCAGAUACUGAAAACGUGUGUUAUUUACGAGAUUUAGCUGAUGCAAAUAGGAUUGUAGAUCUUAUGCAAUCUUCUGUUGGUGGGAAUGCUGUUGUCAUCGGUGGUGGCUACAUAGGAAUGGAGUGUGCUGCAUCUCUGGUGAUCAAUAAAAUAAAUGUAACCAUGGUUUUUCCGGAAGCACAUUGCAUGGCUCGGCUAUUUACACCCAAGAUUGCAAGUUAUUAUGAAGAUUAUUACACAACUAAAGGGGUGAAAUUCAUUAAAGGAACUAUCUUGUCAUCAUUUGAUAUAGACUCCAAUGGAAAGGUUGUAGCUGUUAAUCUUAGGGAUGGAAGUCGAUUGCCUGUAGACAUGGUUGUAGUAGGGAUCGGAAUACGUCCAAACACAAGCCUUUUUGAAGGUCAACUGACUUUGGAGAAGGGCGGGAUUAAAGUAAAUGGGCGAUUUCAAUCAAGCAACUGCUCAAUUUAUGCAGUAGGUGAUGUUGCAGCAUUUCCAGUCAAAAUAUUUGGUGAAAUCCGAAGGCUUGAGCAUGUUGACUCUGCUCGAAAAUCUGCUAGGCAUGCAGUUGCUGCAAUUAUGGAACCAGACAAAACAGGCGAAUUUGACUACCUGCCAUUCUUCUACUCUAGAGUCUUUGCUUUCUCUUGGCAAUUUUAUGGGGACAAUGCAGGGGAAGUAGUCCACUAUGGGGAUUUCUCACAAAAUACAUUUGGGGCUUACUGGGUAAGUAAGGGUCAUCUUGUUGGAUCUUUUCUUGAAGGUGGAACAAAGGAAGAGUAUGAGGCUAUAGCUGAAGCCACAAGGCUGAAGCCAGCGAUUGAAGAUUUAGCAGAGCUGGAGAGGCAAGGUUUGGGUUUUGCUGUGGCAGUUAGUCGGGAAGCAGUGCAGUCGCCACCACCUGCUGAGGUAAAACAGAGUUCUGGCCUUGUUGUAGAGAGAGACUUAUAUCCCUGGCAUGCAACAGCUGGUGUUAUUCUUGCUGCAUGUGUAGCUACAUUUGCAUAUUGGUACGGGAGGAGGCGUCGAAGAUGGUAGGAGAAUACUUAAGGGGAUGACAGCUGGAAAGUGGAGGUCAUUGAUGUCUUCCGGUUUACUUCUGUAAUAUUCAUGUUGUAGCAUUGAUAGAAGUAGGAUUUGGGAUAUGUCUGAUCUUAUACCAAGGUAUAUUGUAUACAGAAUUGAGAAUCUUAGCGUUGUUGAUAAUUUAAGGGAACUGUUGUUACAUUAUCUAACAAAAGCUCUGGGAUCGUUACAUGUUUUAUUGUCGACAGGAAGAGAUGCUAAAGAGACAUUUUGUUUUUUAA